Molecule: messenger RNA, 14278 nt
Organism: Gadus chalcogrammus (walleye pollock)
Lineage: Eukaryota; Metazoa; Chordata; Actinopteri; Gadiformes; Gadidae
Product: trinucleotide repeat-containing gene 6C protein-like
Exons: 21
Coding region: 77-6079 (2000 amino acids)
Biological process (GO): miRNA-mediated post-transcriptional gene silencing; positive regulation of nuclear-transcribed mRNA poly(A) tail shortening
Cellular component (GO): nucleoplasm; P-body
Molecular function (GO): nucleic acid binding; protein binding
Source: RefSeq, a predicted model, not a curated record
GUAACGGCGAGGCGGAGCGUAAGAAAAGGGGGACUAGUGUGUUUGUUGUUGAUGGUCACGUGGCCCCGCAGCGGCGAUGCGAGCGUUGCGAGCGCCUUCCUUCCUUCCCCGACCAGUUACUACAAAAUGGCUGCAGAGGCAUCAGCGUCGACAAGAACCCAGUGAACACUUCAUGGCCACGGAACAGAAAACUAAAGUGCCAGACUCUGCCCCUGCUCCCAGCGCCCUGCUGUCUGUCACAGCCCCCUGCAGAGGGGAUGGCAGCAGCGCCCCCUACCCAGGCCAGCCACAGGCACCACCAGCACCUCCACCUUCAGCACAACGCCACCCCCCAAGAGAUGUCCCCCCACGCUUCCGCCAACAGGAGCACAAGCAACUGCUGAAGAGGGGCCAACCCCUGCCUCCCGGGCUUUUGACCCUGCCCCCACAAAACCCUGCGGCGUCCGAGUCCCCCCUGGCAGCGUCGCUGUCGUCUGCAACAACUACAGAGGCGUCAGCAGCAGAAGAACAAGCAUCUUCCUCCUCUUCCUCGCCAGCCAGCUCAGAGCUGCCCCCAAAGAGUGGCCAAGGAGCCCAGUAUAGUAGUCCCUUCCGGGGACACCAGCCUGCCAAUCAGAGCGUUAGUGGAACAUCACUUUCCACAAAUCCCAGUGGCUGGGAUCAACCAAUCAUCGACCAGCGGGAGUCCGAGGCCUUGCCCUCAAUCAACCACAGCGAGAGUCGUGACUCUCAAGGAGGAUGCCCUACGGGUGCUGACCCGAGUAAUCUGGCUAGAGACAGCAGCAACAGUUCGGCCAGUAUGGCCACAGGAGCCAAUGGUCAGACAGGCAACUACCCUGCCAGCCACACAAGCAGCAAGGCCAACUCUGGACCCAGCCCUGCCAAUCAAAGUGGGGCCAACAUGCUGUCCAACCAGGCCGCAGCCAAUCGCAGCUGGGGAUCUGGACCGGGGUCUGGCCAUUGCCCUCCUCAGUCCUCAAUGGGGGGCGAGGGGAAGAGUGACGUCCAAUUAGGAGCAGGUGUCAUGGGCUGGGGUUCCUCCUCCUCCACGUCCAACUUUAACUUGAAUUUGAACCCCAACGCCAACCCGUCUGCCUGGCCUGCAUUGGGGCACGACGGGGCUGGUACAGGGGGAGGAACAAACCCCAGCUCCCCACCUCAACCCCUACCCACCCUCUGCAACCUAGCUGGGGGCCCAACAGCACAGGCCAAUGGCAGCACCGGAGCCAACGCCAACGGAAACGCCUCGGGGAGCGGCAGUGCCUGGGGUGGCACGAUGCCCUCUGACCCUUCAGAGCCGCACCCUCCCUCGUCAACGAAUGUGUCUUUCAGCUCCGAACCUCAGAGCCUUAACACGGACGGACAAAAUCACACCAACAAGCAGGAGCCUCCCAGCCCCAUGCGCAACAUGCCCGGCUGGGGCGGUGGCCCCGUGGGAGUGGGGCCCCGGGGCCACUCCCAGCCCGGCGCUCCGCAGGUGAACGGAGAGGACGGCAGCGCCGCAUGGGGCAGCGGGGAGCCCAAAACGGCUCCGUCCAAGGAGGCUUCCGGAUGGGACUCUGGUUCAAACUGGGGUCUCCGAGGAGGUGCGGGAGGAUGCUCCGGCGGCUGGGGCAAGCAGCAGAGCAGCGGAGACUGGGCGAAGCAAGGUGCCACUGAGGCUCCGGGGGGCUGGGACGCCCCUGGCUCCCCUCCCCAGGACCAGAAGGCCAAUUCCUGGGGCAGGGCCCAUAUCACCGCGGUCACCAGUGAGGGCAGCAGUGAUAACGCCGAGGGUCUGACCCGCUGCCCAGACCGACCUUCAAGGGAAGAGGUGCCCCCGGCGCUGCCUGCCGCUGACGUCGAUCCCAGGGUGCUUUGCAACACGGGCUGGGGUCAGACCCCAGUGCGCCAACACACUUCAUGGGACAUGAUCGAGAAGAACCGCAAGGCCGAGAAAGCCGCUGAAUCCUGGGGCUCGCGUCCCUCAACCUGCAGCGACGUCCAGGGGCCCUCCAACACCAAUAUGGCCCCUUCCCAGAGGUCGGACCCUGUGAGCAAAAGCGAUGGCCCCGAGCCCCAGGGAGCCCCGGGCUGGGGUGGAGGCGUGGCCCCUACCAACCAGACCAGCUCAGGCUGGGGGGAUCAACCCAGCAACAAAAAGCCCCCCCCUGGUGGUCCUGGGGGAUGGGGGAACAGCCAGCCAGGAGGAGUCCAAAUGAAUGUACCGAAAAAUGCUGGUCCGGGAUGGGGAGAGGAGAAACCUGCCAGCUGGGAGGACCCUCAAAAUAAAACGAAGGCCCAAGGCUGGGGAGAGACGCCCAAAGCCUCCCCUGGCUGGGGUAAGAGCGGAGGAAACGGUGGUGGGGGCGACUGGGAGACAGACGAAAAGCAGAAGGAAAACUCCAACCCAAACACAGCCUGGGAAGGAGAGGCAGGAGGCUGGAAGGAGAACCCCAGAAGCUGGAGCAAACCUGCCCAAGGAACUGGGCUGUCUGGGAGAGGUGGGGCUGGAGGUGGUGGAGGUUGGACAGAGCCUGCCAGCCAACACCCAACUGGUCCAACCCCGGGAUCUGGGGUAUCUGGAGGUGGAGGUUGGGCGGAGCCAGCCAGCCAGCGCCCCACAGGUCAGACUCAAGGAUCUGGGGCAUCCGGAGGAGGAGGUUGGGCGGAGCCAGCCAGCCAGCGGCCCACUGGUCCUGCCCAAGGAUCUGGGGCAUCCGGAGGAGGAGGUUGGGGAGAGCCAGCCAGCCAGCGCCCCACUGCGGCAUCCGGAGGAGGAGGUUGGGGAGAGCCAGACAACCAGCGCUCGACUGGUCCUGCCCAAGGUUGGGGGGGUAAAAACCCAGAUGUGCCCAAUGGCAGAGGAGGAGGAGGAGGAGGCAUGGGGUCUUGGAGCGGCCCAGGACUCGUUAAGCAGAGCGGCAGCUGGAGCGGGAAGAAGCCGGAGCCCCCGGGAUCGUCGAGUGGCUGGGAAGAGCCCUCCCCGCCAUCGAUCCGCCGGAAGAUGGAGAUCGACGACGGCACGGCGGCCUGGGGGGACCCCGGCACCUACAGUAAGGCGUUGAACCUCUGGGACCGCAACAACCAAGGGAAGUCCCAGGGUAAGGCCCCCCAGGGGGGGUCCUCCAAUCCCCCCGCCCCCAGCAACAACCACGGCCAACACCACCACCCGCACGCCCACUCCCACCCAUACCACGGGGGGCCGCCGCCUCCCGCCGUCCCCAGCCACAGCCAAACCCACCCGCCCCAGAACCCCAGCCUCCCCAGCGGGCCCCUGGAGCCCAGCGUGCCUCACCAGACGGGGCCCUCUCCUCACAGCAGGACCUCAGCCAUGAACCAAGGUUGGGGUGAGAUACAGGGCUCCCAUGCCAAACCGGAGGGGUCCUGGGGGGACCAAGCGCCCCAGCAGGCCAACGCGGACAAUGGGGCGUCGACCUGGGGGAAGUCCAGUGGGGGCUGGGGCGAGGUGGGCCCCGAGAGCUACAGUCGGGGAAACCAACCCAUUGGAUCUGCAUCUUGCAAACCUGCCCCAAAACCUAUGCAAGACAGCUGGGCUGGAGGAGAUGAGGAGCAGAUGGGCAUGUCGGGCGGCCAGUGGGACCCGGAUGAAGGAGACGCGUGGAACAGCGGCAUGUCCCAGGAGAACAACUCCUCAUGCAACUCCUGGAGCAACGGGCCGAAGAAGGGCCUGCAGAAGAUGCAAGGGAAGAUCCCCGGGAAACAGGAAGAGGCCUGGAUGCUGAAUCGCCUCAUCAAGCAGCUGACCGAAAUGGGCUUCCCUAGGGACCCAGCCGAGGAGGCCCUGAAGACCAACAACAUGAACCUGGACCAGGCCAUGAGUGUGCUGCUGGAGAAGAAGCUGGAGUUGGACAAGCGGGGCAUGGGCAUGGCCGGCCAUGACUACAGCAACGGCCUCAUCAACAAGGCCCUGGGGGGGCCCCGGCCCCCGCUCCUCUCCAAAGACCCCCCCAUGGACCGCCGCUCCCCCUUCAUGGAUAAGGCUGGGAUAUUUGGGAGUGGUGGGCCAGCGCAAGGCCGCGCCCUUCAUCAUCAUCAUCAACAGCAUCAGCAGCAUCAACAUCAGCAUCAGCAGCAUCAGCAGCAUCAGCAGCAGGCCCCGCCCCCGCAGCCACCAGUGCCACCGCCCGGCUCCUCCCAGCCCGGUCUACGGGCUCAAGUGCCUCAGAUACUCUCCCCUCAGGUUCAAGCACAGCUCUUACAGUUUGCAGCAAAAAACAUUGGUCUGAACCCUGCACUUUUAACCUCACCGAUUAACCCUCAACACAUGACCCUCCUCAACCAACUUUACCAGCUGCAACUGGCAUACCAGCGUUUACAGAUUCAGCAACAGAUGUUGCAGGCGCAGCGCAACGUCUCUGGCCCCAUCCGACAGCAAGAGCAGCAGGUUGCACGUACAAUCACUAACAUGCAGCAACAGAUCCAGCAGCACCAGCGCCAGCUGGCCCAGGCCCUGCUGAUGAAGCAGCAGCCGCCACCGCCCACCUCCCACGCCGGCCUGCACCCAGGAUCCGUCAAAUCAGCCCUGGACUCCUUUCCAGGACAUCCCCAUGCUUCGGGCCUUCCAGACCUGCAGACCAAAGAGCCACAGUCUUCUCCCCACGCCUACAGCACCUACCCACACUCUGGGCUGAAUCCCAACAUGAAUGUAAACCUCAACGAGGUGGGCGGGGGGCUGUCCAUGAAGGAGCACUCCCAGCCCCAGUCCCGCCUAUCCCAGUGGACGCACCCCAACUCCAUGGACACACUCUCCGGGGGGUCCUCCCCCCUGGAGCACAACCUGGCCAAGCAUGCCAACCUGGGAUCCUCGCGCAAGUCGCCCCAGAUGGAGGACUCCUACAGCGCCUACAGCCUACACUCCGACUCCCCCUCAAGCCCCCCGGACCACUGGGGCUCGGGCAAGAGCAGCAACGACAAGAUGGCCAACGGGACCAACAUCACCUGGCCUCCAGAGUUCUGCCCCGGCGUGCCGUGGAAGGGCCUCCAGAGCAUUGACCCCGAGACGGACCCCAACAUGACCCCGGGUAGCGUCCCCAACGGGCCCACCAUCAACACCAACAUUCAGGACGUGAACCGCUACCUGCUGCGGGACCGGAGUGGAGGCUCCUCCCCCACCUCAUCUCAGACCGAGGCUCUGACUUCCUCCUCUGAUUGGCCAGUCAGUUCCUACUCUAGCUCGUUCAGUCUGUCGUCCCCCGAGAUGGACGACGCAGGUAAGCUGCCGGACAUGAAGUCCACCUGGUCCCCGGGGGCCAUCUCCAACAGGGAGGCCACAGGCUCGCUGUCCCACGAGCUGUGGAAGGUCCCCCAUGGGCCCCGCAACUCUGCGGCCCCCUCGAGGCCCCCGCCCGGCCUCACCCACACAAAGCCCCCACCCUCAGCCCCAUCGUCCUCCACCUGGGGGGGCAACUCCCUAGGACUGGGACAGUCCUGGAGCUCCUCCUACACCUCAGCUGGUAACACCUGGAGCACAGACAGCUCCAGCAGAGGCAGCAGCUGGCUGGUGCUGAGGAACCUCACGCCACAGAUCGACGGCUCCACCCUGCGCACGCUGUGCAUGCAGCACGGCCCGCUGAUCACCUUCCACCUGAACCUGACGCAGGGCAACGCCGUGGUGCGCUACAGCUCCCGGGACGAGGCUGCCAAGGCCCAGAAGUCCCUGCACAUGUGCGUCCUGGGCAACACCACCAUCCUGGCGGAGUUCGCCGGGGAGGAGGAAGUGGCGCGCUUCUUCGCCCAGGGCCAGUCGCUAGGGGCGACCACCAGCUGGCAGGCCAACCCCUCCGGCAACGCCAACCAAGCGCGGAUGGGCGGCGGCGGUGGCCCCGCCCACCCCAUCGGACACCACGCGCCCCACUGGGGCCACCACAACAGCUGCAGCGGAGGUAACGGGGCCGGAGGCCUGGGCGGCGGGGGGAGCAAGGCGGGCGGAGGUGACAUGCUGUGGGGGGGCGGGGGGCCCCAGUACUCCAGCCUGUGGGGGCCCCCCGGCGGCGGUGAGGACGGACAGGUCAUGGGGAGCCCCACCCCUAUCAACACUCUGCUGCCAGGGGACCUACUGAGCGGGGAGUCCAUGUAAGAGCACAGAGGCCCCCUCGGGGGGGGGGGGGGGGGCCCAAACACAACGAGAGAACAAUCCAGAUAGCAAAUCAAUGUGGAGAUAAUCAGUGUGGAAUCCGUCAAUCGGGAGCGAGCGGGGAAGACCAGGCUGUCCCCGGAGACCCUCCACCUCGUCUCUCUGUUGAGAUCGGCGCUCCUUUUGAUUUCAGUGUCGGAAAUAUAUCAAGUGUAAAAUGUUAAGUUUUUUUUGUGUGUGUGUGUGAAUCUCAGAGGGUGGUUACUUUUCUCAGUGUUCACUCUCUCGAAAAGCAACAGGACAGCUAGUCUCAACUUGGGAUAACUCUCUUUUUUGCAGUAGUGCAACUGUUUUCGGACAACUGUUCUCUUGACAUUUGCGCCGUGUUUUAGCCUAACAUAAAUGUCGAUGAUACGUGCUGCCAUCUAGAAAACUUGACAACCGCCAGUCCGCCCCGGCCUGCCCCAAUCAGAACGGUUCGAGAGCUCGGCGCCACUCCGGACUAUAAGUGGCGCUCUUCUCUCAGUACUAUUUACUAGCCUUAACCUCUAAUGACCCCCUCCUCCCAAUGCCCUUUCUGACCCCACUCGGACCUCGGACCUCUCAAACCAUCCUCAAACUAUGUGUUUAAAGGGAAAGAUGCAACUCCCUUCGCGCCUUGUUUGAAGCCAUUUCUGUUUGGUUGGGUUGACUUUGACUUCCUUGGUGGAGAAGAAGAGGGAAAAGGAAACACAAACAAAGCAAAAACACUGCAAUUGAAGUAAAGGUCAAAUGUGUCAACUUAUUUGUGCUCGGCGGUGGGUUAAGCUUUUUAAAUGUAAUCAUUAUCGCUGGCUGGUGUACGUACGCGCGGGUCAGCACCAAUCAGCCUAACGAACCACUGCUCUCCUACUAUAAACCAACUCUACGACCCACCCGCCACCUACCUGGGAUCCCCAUACCCCCGACUCAGCUGACCAGUCGAGCUGAACCCCCCAGGCGGCGAGCGACCGGGUGGGGGAAACGUCUGUUGCAGCAGGGGGCGCUUUCCUCCACCGUGUAAAGUGAUCUGCAAUACAAGCCACAGACUCUACCGUCCAAGUAACAACACACCCCGCAGAGAGGAAACUCACAAACGAAAACCCAGUUGGACGCAUGUAUAUCGAUGCAUAUCCGACAGGACGCUGGAGGAUCCCAGAGUCUGCCAGAGAGCCUAGGGUCCAUGUCUAAAUUGCUGGGUCCCACUUGGUGUUACUGUGCGAGGCGAAGAAGCUUGAUACCGAUGCCUCCUCAAACGGUUAUGUUCGGUUGUGACACAACGGACAUUGUCCACUUUCCUCAGCAAGCCGCCGGUCCUCACUAGUGACUAUUGCGGUAAAGUGUGUGUGUGUGUGUGUGUCUGUGCGUGUGUGUGUGUGUGUGAGAAAAUAUGUAUGUUUAGAAUGGUGAAAAACAAAUUUGAGGAAGUUGCUUUCUGUAUUACCAAGACGACGAAAGAGGCAUUCAUUUUAUUUAGUUUUGUGUUGCCUGUGUUUUCUUGGUACCAUGGUGUAAUGAACUCUAAAGAGGUGUUUAUCAUAGCACUUAGCAACCUUUAAUGCAAACAAAUCAGUAGAGGUGAGAAUGGACACUGGCAAACAAAAAAAGACAUAAAAAAAAGAAAGCGUUCUCAUAAAAAGCAAUCUGCUCAGUGACUUUUCUGUGUACUUAUCGUUGAACCUUUACGAGGAUGGGGAGAAAAAAAAUAUUUCUUUGUGUAUUUUCUUAUUUUAGAUUUAGUCCUUUCCUCCCUCGAUUCGGUGGGACCAGGAAGGAUGUAGAAAGAGAAGAGAACCUGUAGCAAAGUUGGAAUGAAUACAACAAACACAAACAAAAGACCGGACUUGCAUUCUGUGCGGAGCACUCCCGGGUCAUCUUUGAUUAGAUCAGUGAACAUCACGUUUCCUGACUUUAAAGUCUCCUUUAGCCUUUGUGUCCAGGAUGCCGGAAGGGUCCCUUCCCACCAAUCCUGCAAGGGGGUAUGCUAGCCACCUGUGUGUGUGUGUGUGUGUGUGUGUGUGUGUGUGUGUGUGUGUGUGUGUGUGUGUGUGUGUGUGUGUGUGUGUGUGUGUGUGUGUGUGUGUGUGUGUGUGUGUGUGUGUGUGUGUGUGUGUGUCCUCCAGAAGGCCCCAUGCCAGCGUGCCUGCCCACUGGGGACCGCUGGCCUACCCGUAUUAAAACUACUAUCAUACCACCUCUGCUACUGCUGCUGGGGCAGAGUCUGUCCUCAGCAACCCUGUGUCUAUCUCCCUCCUCUGACUCUCUCUCUAACUCUCAUGCAAGAAUCACUUUAGCCAGAGGUAGAGGAUGUCCGACAUUUCCUGGUUUCACUUAUGGUGUCGUGUUUUAUUAACGAUAUAUAUAGUUAUCCGUUUAGAAUUUCAUCCACUUGUUUUGCCGUAGUUAACGAUGAUUACUGCGUUGUUGCGCCUCUGACAUCGAGGGCCGGUUGACAGGCAAGUGUUUGAGUGUGGCGUGUGUGUGUGUGUGUACGUGAAGCAUUGAUCUCAUGUUCAGAGAUUAGGCCUUGCCCCUUCUUGGGAAUGGAAGGGAGAGAGGUAGUAAUUCUGUGUGUGUGUGUGGGUUUGAAACAAGUCAGCCAAUCUACUCCCCCCAGUCCUGCCACUGCUCCACCAACACUACCAUGUAUCAGGGUGUCACCGUGCCAAUUCCUCCCCCACACACACACAGACACUGGUGCUGUUGUUGUUAUUAUUAUUAUUAUUAUAUGUCCUUUAUAAAGAACUGUGGGAGCACUCGGGACAGACUGCUGCCCUCUGUUUCUAUGCAAUAACCAGAAGGUUGAGGGUUUGACGGCCAUCGUGAUGUAUACGAAGCUCCACCGGGCCCCGACCGAGACCCACCGCUCACACUCCAGCCCCUCCCCACCCUCCUUGGCCGGCUGUACUUUAUGUGGAGGGAACCUCUUUUUUUGAGCAAGGACCACACCCCCUUCACUCCCAACCUUUUGGGGUUUUAUGAGAUGGGAUUAGUGCUUAACGGAGAGGUAGGGGUGGACAUGGGAACAACACUAAGCAGGGGCUUGACGCAGAAGCUGUAUGCAAUAACAACUUGUCUGCGGAUACAUCUCCUUCCAUUUUUCCAUACGUUACAUCUGUGGUAGAAUCAUUCUGUUGAUCCUACAUCUUCCCCCCCUGUGUUGUUGUCGCUGGGCUGGUGGUGGGUGGGGGUUCUGCUCCAGCAGAUGGCUAGGAAGGGGGAGGUUUGCUGGCCUGGCCGAGGACAGCCUCUUGGCGCCGGUCUUAAUUAAUAACAGGGCACCGAGACAGCUGGGAAAGCAGUGGUAGGUAAGAGUUAGGAUGUUUUGGGUAUGAUUCCUAGUGUGGCUGUGGCUGUGUGAGUGUGGGCUGUUGACGCGCUAAAAGGGUCACAAUUUGGUACAUCUUUUUUAAGAAACCGAAAACAUGAGAUAAAAAAAAAGUUAUUGCGAUGAUUUUGACAGACAAAAAAGCAACCUUAUUCUUAAGUGUGCCUGCGCUGUACACUCUGCGUGUUCUCUUCAUCUAGCUCGGCUCAAAGGGCCCUCUUCAGGGGCACCUCUAUUCACAGCGUUCACUUCUGACCUCCGAACUAUAGGGGGCGCCAGCUAACUUAACAGGGGUACACUUCCUUAAAUCAGCACGACCACAUGGACGGACUUCAUGUUUGGUACCAUUUCGGGAACAUGCCCUCUCUUCCAGUCGCGGGAGAAAUUCAACCCAACAAUCACUAAUGCCUGUUCUUGUCUGGGGUUUUUUGUCUCUGGAAUCCCUUUUUCUUCUCGCUUUCUUUCUCUCCCUCCCUCUUCUGACUGGUCUUGAUCAGGGACUGGCGAGUAUGCAAGGUGCUGUGUACCCCCCCGCCCCCCCCCAGCCUCUCUCACCCAUCCCAACGCUCUCCGUCUCUAUGAUCUACCUGUCAAGGACAAUGAGUGUUGGAAGGAAGUGGUCUUUUUUUGUGUUGUUCUCGUGAACUUGGACUGAAAUGCAACUGGAGUUCGAUUGAUAACCGUGCUUAGGAGAGACGCAUACAAGAUUUUUCGAAUGACAAAUAAUUAAACAUAAAAAUGCGAAGGCCUGGCUCUUUUAUGCACAUGCUAGUUUGUACAUGUCUACAAUCAAGAGUCAUUUAAGCAGUGUAUUGUGUGUUCGGCUAGAACUGUCUUAGUCUGAUUUAAUAUUUUCCAAUGCCCCAUCGGCUCCCAAAACCUUCUGGCCUGACUUCUCCCUAAUGCUUUGUAUCUUUCUCCCAUUUCCCAGACAUAAACAUAAACAUAUCAGAAUAAUAAAAAAACAAAAACAUUAACUAAUACUUGAAUCAAAAGAAGCGCCAAUAAUGUAAUGUGAACACUUUUUAAAGUGAUUUUUUUUCUUUUUGUCUCAUUCAUACGUCAAGAGAUUUUUCUAACAGCAUUGGUUCAUAUUAAACAACCAUUGAAAUACAAGCAUUGUUGGAAAAACAAAGAUUUAAUAUUAAGGCAAUUGGACAUCUGAUGUAUUAAAGCAAUUUGACAUCUGAUGUUGUUGUGUGUUUGCACAAGUUUGCUUGGUGUGUGUGUGUGUGUGUGUGUGUGUGUGUGUGUGUGUGUGUGUGUGUGUGUGUGUGUGUGUGUGUGUGUGUGUGUGUGUGUGUGUGUGUGUGUGUGUGUGUGUGUGUGUGAGAAUAUCAAGGGUUUUGAGCCUGUGAAUUUGGCGGACAUGGUUCCCACUGUGUAUUUUUAAUUUGAGUAGGUUAUCCUAGGAUUUUUUUUGAGCGUGUCUGUUCAUUGUUUCAUUUGUUUUGCUUGUUGAAAAGUAUAUUCCAAUGUUGGUCGUCAUUAGCCUAUAGCGUUGCACGGAGUAGCUGACCCAGCCCCCUCCUUAGCCAAUCGAACAACCCGAUCCAAGUAUGGGGGCCGGGGAGUAAACAGGCCGGGACACUUCACGUGUAAAUGUUUACUCAAGGACUAAAAAUGUAAGUGUGUUUGAAAAAAAUAUCUGUAAUAUGUUUAUCUACCUUAGUGGCUUUCAUCUUGGAAUAAUCCGAGAUGAACCGGAUUAUAUAUAUUGAGUAUUGCACCAUUUUCUUUCAGACUCUAAAAGAAAAAAAAAGAAACAGAAAAAUCUUUUUUAUAGAUACACAGAAAAUGCAACAAAAAAAAGUAUUUUGCUGACCUGUGGCCAUGGACUGAUGUGGGAGGUUAGCACUGUUUUAGCUGCGAUGCAAAGCAUAGUCGCGGUUUGAAAUGGAAGGACAAGACAUCGGACUGAGUUGUGGAACCUUCCAGAGCUCUUCAGAGGGUGCCUAUUUUUAUUUUUUUUAACUUUUAUUUCUUUCUUGAUUAUUGGGGGUUGUUAGCUUUGUUUCAGUUUCUACGGAGGUUCAGUCCUCUAGCAUUAUUAGUUUUCCUUCUCUCAAGGCCACCAAACCGUUUACACCAAACACUUUAUUUCCUGGUGUUUUUUACAAUAAAAUGAAAAAAUUGAAUAAAGAUUAAGCAAAAUGAUACUAUGGGAACUUAUAAAAAAAUUGAAAAGGACAAAUGCUUCCAUUUAUAAAGUACAACACAACGCUUUGCAUUAUGAAGACUUAUUGUCUUUAGGAGCUCUGGGAUGGAACAGUGUCGCCAUGUUCUGUUUGACCUUGGGCUGCUUUGUUCUGUCAAUGUUGAUUUUUAAGGACUAUCUGAAAGCCUGUCAUUUAAAUGUUGAUAUAUGAAUAUAUUUUGUUCCUUUUUAUUUUAUUCAUUUUGAAAGAAGACAUAAUUGCUCACUAUCUUGCACACACAAAAAAAGUGGAUUUCGUCUCAGGAAGGCUGAGUUUCCAGAGUACUGACUCCACGCCAUUUUAAUGUAAGUUUUUACAAGUGAAUAUAACAAUUUAAAAAAAGUUGAUACGAAAAAUACAAAUUGUAAGCACUGAAAGUUAUGGAUUUCAGAGGAAAGAAGUUCUCUUUGUUUUCUAAAUCCGUAGCAGUUACAUAUUAACCAAAUAAUGGACUUUAAAUGAAAAUGGAGUGCUUUAUAUAUAAAUCUAUAUAUUAAAAAUUGCUUUACAUUUACAAAAAAAAAGUGGUCAAUGAUUUUGAUUGUGAAAGAAAAAAGUGAAUAACAUGCAACAUUGCUGUUUGAAUCUUUAUUGUAUUUUAUUAUGAGGUCCCGACCUGACUGAAUCAGGAACAUUGUGCAUUACUCUCUUUCUCGCUCUCUCUCGCUCUCUCUCUCUCUCUCUCUCUCUCUCUCUCUCUUAUAUUUAUAUAUAUAUAUGGCGGGUAUUAGACAAUAGAAACAUUUGAAACCAUUUUUGUGAAUGCUUUUGGUGGGUCUUACUUGCAGGAUCGUUUUUUAUUUGUAACCGACUGGUUUCAAAAGAUCACAAAUCUAUGCACAAAGUUUUGGGGCGCUGAUGAAGGUGUCGUUACCUACUUCUCUGUGACCCAUGUAUUUUUUGCUUUGUCUUGUGGGGUGGGGGGAGGGGUGUCCAAUGUAUUGUGUUAUCCUAAAGUGGUGGGUGGACUGCGGAGGUCUUUAUCAAUGCAGAUGUUGGAGCCUGCACCACCACCUCCCUACUCCAACUUCCUCCCCCCACAACUAUGUACCGCUACAUCACCAUGCUGUGUAUUUCUUACAAAAAAACACCAAUGAGCAUCUUAGUCUAGAGCACUGUGGGAUUCGAACCCAUCAGGGGUGUAUCUUGGUUCAAUUGUGUUUUUUCCUUCUGUCCCUUGGUCCCUUUUAUUCAGUUAAAAGUAUUUUGGUUGGGUGGGGGGGGGGGGAUUAGGGCUGUGUUGCAUUGUUUUUCAUGUUUAUGAAAUGCUAAGGAAAGAUGUCUGUACUGAGAUUAAAUGAAAGUUCCGUGGCUUGUAAUGUUUUAUUUUACUCUCUGUAUAUCUAUCUCCUCAUAGAAUGUGAUUGUUAAAUGACAUGCACCGGAAAAAAAAUGAAACAAUGGUUUUAAUAAUCAAUGGCGCUUCUUUCAAAUAUUAAUAAAACUGCAGUUUUUUACUUGGCUGUUAAAGAUGAACUUGUCGUCCGUCUGAUUUUAAUCAAAGCUUUGCAGGCGUAGCACGUUUCUGUGAAAUAUCUGUACCUUUCAUCAUGGGCCCCAAGCUAUUGUUUUUACAUGAAAGCUCUUGUACGAUCUACUUCCUCCAUCCUCCUUCCUGUUGUUGGUUCGCUAUCACCCUCUUGGAGACUCCUAUUUAGCCUUUAGAGGUCAGGCAGGAAGAAAGAUGGCAGAGCAGCCUAUGCUUAAAGAGCAUGGAUGUAUAAAAGUAAGUUAGGAGGUUCAGAGCAUUGGAGGGUGUGUGAUCUGCCGGGGACAGGCGUAGUAGUUGUCCUCCGCCUGCCUGAUGCCGAGGUUGGAGUACACAGGGAAGGCUGUCUCCAUGUGUGAGGUGCUCAUGGUGAUAUUCUGGGGGCUUCCUGCGCACCGCCUCUCACUCUUGCUGUUCAUUUCCUCGUAGAUCGGAUGAGGCGGCUGUGGUUUCUGACGACACCUCGCCCUCAUCUGUGAAAGCAAACAGACUUCACAGCCGGAAACUUUUGGUUUUGACGUUUCUAACGGCACCGCAUUAUUGUCUAAUGAAAGACUAUAUAUGUACUCAUUUUGCAACUGGCAAAACUUAAACCAUGUGUAGCCAUAACAUAUACGUUAGAGAAUGUUAUAAUAGGAUAUCAUGCGUAUCUUAUGAUAAGACUCUUUACCUUUACUCUUUUCUCUUUAAGGUCUCCUUUAACACUGCAAUAACACUUAUUACAUGCUUAUUAACCAAAACGACCUUCUGAACAUGUUACAAUUUUAAACAACAUAGACAUGAAUCCACCACAGGAAGUCAGUGGUUUCCUCUAGCGUUGCCAUGGUUGCAGUCGGUUAUGAGUCUGGUCACUCACCCAUCUCUUUCUCGCUAGCCAGGUAGACAUCAGCAGCAGAAGUACUGUAGCAGCAAAUAUGCUGUAGAGCAGGGAUGUGUACUUACUAGAGCACUGGUGGCACUGCCUAUCUGCAUGAUGACAACACAUAUAUAUCAAAAAAUAAGGGCAUUAGAAAUAGGCGUACAUACUGUACUUUCAAUAAAUUAACCCAAACACAAAAUUAAUUAAACUGGGUGGCCAAAUACAAAACGUGUGUGUGUGUGUUUUAGGUGUAUAUCCGUGUGUGUGUGUGUGUGUGUGCGUACGUGUUUUCCUGACGUGUGUGUGUGUG